AUGGAAGGAGAGCACCAGGGCAUUCAGUUUCAUCAGGAGUUAGACGAAGAGAAGGGAAUAGAAGAGACGCGUAAUGAACCCCACCCGUUGAAAGCCCAGUCAGAUUCCCGCAUGAUUCAAAGGAUUGAUACGAACUAUCUACGCUCUCUCGAGGAGGCAAUUAUCAGCCUCAAGCUUCAACUCAUUGCGGCCAAGGCAAGGGCUGUACAAGCCGAGCGAAGAGUGGAGGUAAUCACCCAGGAGGCGGAUGAACUGGCUGAACUCUUGAUACAUCAACUCGACAAUUGA
Messenger RNA from Lactuca saligna, 288 nucleotides. NCBI's taxonomy places the organism in Eukaryota, Viridiplantae, Streptophyta, Magnoliopsida, Asterales, Asteraceae. The record is from the annotation of a GenBank genome assembly.